AUGCGGAUAAGGCUGCCCUUUGCAGGUGUUUUCCUGCUCUUGCUGCUGCUGGCAGCCUACGCCGGCCUGUCAUCUCUGCAGCUCGGCGCAUACAUCAACGACAAGGUCCUCCACUUCCUAACCUUUUUUCUCCUGACGGUCGUCUUCUACUGGGUCGUCGAUACCAAUCGCCGCCGAACCCUGCACAUGACUCUUGUUGUCUGCACUCUCGUACUAGGCAUCGGGUCCGAGUUCGUGCAGAGCUUCCUCCCAAACGACCGAGAUUUUGAUCUCUACGACAUUGUAGCAAACAUCAUCGGCAGCUUGCUGGGGCUCGGCCUCUGCGCAUGGUAUCAUAAGCGAAUGCUGGAGAGGAAGAGGCAGCGCAAGCACUAUGACGCUGUCCCAGGUGACGAUGCCGAAGAUGUAGAGCUUGGGCAGGGCCAGGAGUCCGGUAUCACAGACGGCCCGGCUCGAGGCAGGACCCUCGAGGAGGAGGUCGAUAACUGGGAUGAGAAUGCGGAAGACAACUGGGACGAUGACAACGCAUCGAUUCCCGAUACACCGUCACCAGCAGUCGCCAAAGAAUCGGAUGCAGCUGAUGCUCGGGAAACCAAGAAACGAACAGACUGA
Trichoderma reesei QM6a is the source of this 612-nucleotide messenger RNA. RefSeq lists its product as uncharacterized. The transcript is spliced from 2 exons. NCBI's taxonomy places the organism in Eukaryota, Fungi, Ascomycota, Sordariomycetes, Hypocreales, Hypocreaceae. The coding region runs from base 1 to 612 and encodes 203 amino acids. The record is from RefSeq and is a predicted model, not a curated record.